This is a messenger RNA of Colletotrichum orchidophilum, 2250 nucleotides long. RefSeq lists its product as uncharacterized. The transcript is spliced from 3 exons. Lineage: Eukaryota; Fungi; Ascomycota; Sordariomycetes; Glomerellales; Glomerellaceae. Gene Ontology annotation, biological process: eisosome assembly. The record is from RefSeq and is a predicted model, not a curated record. The coding region runs from base 1 to 2250 and encodes 749 amino acids.
AUGAUGCAAGCCAACUCCAAGACAGCGACGCAGCAGCAGCAAAAGUCAAGCACAGGCAUGGCGGAAACGCGGUACCAGGUGCCGUCCACAGCACCCCACUCAGGAAGAUUAAAGUACGCCGACCCGCGGGAUCUACCCAGCUUCCCAUCCCCUGGUCUCCCAUCUGAUGGAGCUGCUGCCGGAGCUGCCGCAUCUCUGGGCUGGGCUAAUCAAAAAUCAAUCGACCUUUGGAAACCCGAAAAGUCAAAUUCAGCAUCUACCGCCGCCAUGCUCGCAAAGGACUACAAGAUGGCACCAUCAUGGGAACCCAACUCGAGCUCUGCCGGGGCCAAGGCUGCUCUGCUAGCAAGCGCCUCAGCAAAGAAGCAGUCGGCAACCAAUACGACCCCUCCUCCAUCCGCUACCGAGUCCUGGGGAAGCAGCGCUGCCAACCAGGCAUUUAAACAAAGCCGCUCGGUCAAACAGCCCCCCCAGACGGCCUCUACCGCCGGCCUUGGCUCACUUUCAGCAGCCCAGAAUGCUAUGCCUGCGAACAGGAGGACGAGGCCACGAGCUAAAUCGACCCCCGUGCCCAAGGAAUCUUAUCCUGGAGAAUCACGAGCUGCUGCCAAUGCCUUGAGUGCCGCCACAGCAGCUCACAGUCCUUCCUUGAAACCAAAGUCCCCCACCGAGAACACUGGUUCAGUACCAUACACAAACCUGCCUCGAAGCAUGUUCACCUCCAAGCCUGCCAUCGGGCCGGAAGAAGAUGAGAAAAAAAGAGCCGAUGUGCUGCACGCCUCUGCAGUGGCCAUGGCUAAAAAGAUGUACAGCCAGCAGCAAAGGAUGGUUGACCAAGCACGAGUUCAUCAAGCUGCAGGAGAGACCAGCCCCGACGGCAGUCAGAGCAAACCAUACGUCAACCUCCAAGAAGCGGCAUACAAACUAGCGCAAGAGCGUCUCUCGAAGCUUCACGUAGAGCACCAUAAGAACCGGGACUACCAGGAGUACUACGGCAGUGGUACCCAGACUACACCUCAGCGGAGGUUCACCAUGAAGGGUAAACUCAGGCGGCGGUCUUCGAGCGAUGGCAACAUCAACGAAGACAAAGAGCAGUCAGAGCGCAUUCGAAGAGAGAUGUCCAUCUUCUCUUCUAGCUUGACCAAGGUCGACGAGCAAAAGCGCGCACAGGAUCGCGAGGCCCUAUUGGCCACCGCCCAACGGAACGUCAAGGCCCGCCUACAAGGUAUGGACGACAAGAUCUCGGCCGAGACCGGCAUGGUAGCUCCCAGUUCAAAGAGCGAUUGGAAGAGCGACUGGGAGUCGAAGGCUCAUAUGGCUGCCAUGGCCAAGCAUGAGUCUGCCAACGUGAAUAGGGGCAAGGUUGACAUUGGCGGAGGGAUGUUCAUGGACCCUGAGGCUGUGGACGAGAUCGCGACAAGAAGAGUCCAGCCAGUGCUGGAUGAGAUCAACGAGAAGGCGGCCAUUGAGCGGGAACGACAAGAGAUGCUCAAGGCAGAGGCGGAAGCCAAAAAGAGGGAUGAGGAGAAGCGCAAGGAGCGUGACAGAGAGGUUAAGGAGAUCAACCGCAAGGUCAUUGCGCAAGAAAAGCAGGAGGAAAAGGAGAAACGUCAUCGUGAAAAGCAAGAGCUCAAGGCCAAAAAGGAAGAGGAAAAGGCUGUCAAAGCGGAGGAGAAGCGCAAAUCCAAGCUGCCCGAGAUUACACCGGGGGAGUCGGCCGUCGCAGCGGAGUCCAGCGAGGUCUCACCGGUGAGCGACGACCAGGGCGUCAACCGCGCAGGCCAGCAGAAGCCCACCAUCAACACGCACAGAGAAAGCUCCGGCAGCGACAACCCACGCUCGCCGAGCGACAGCGGUUCGCCGACCAAUAAGAUGAAGAGCUGGCUCAAGUCGCGCUUCGGACGGCCGCGGGGCCGGUCCGCCGCCGGGGAGAGCGCCGAGGAGCGCGGCUUCAUCGGCGGCGUUGCACUCACGAGGCUCGCGAACGAGAGCGCCACCAGCCUCGAUGCGCGCUCGGCGAGCAUGAGAGAGGUUGCGAUUGCCGGCAAGAGUGGCGAGUCGCCCAGGUCAUCGGCAGCUCAUGAUGGAGACGUAAGCCCCGUGAGUUCUGAUAAUGAGUCGGAGCAUUUCGUCGAGGCGAGUGACGAUCUCGAAGGUCCCGUGUCGCCGCCGGCUGCCAUCCGUGAUCCGAAUACGCACAAGACUCAUAGCCCUACGAGGGACUCGCGGUUUCGAGAGAACCUCGAAUAG